Molecule: messenger RNA, 643 nt
Organism: Aspergillus versicolor CBS 583.65
Lineage: Eukaryota; Fungi; Ascomycota; Eurotiomycetes; Eurotiales; Aspergillaceae
Product: arsenate reductase ArsC
Exons: 2
Coding region: 230-643 (137 amino acids)
Source: RefSeq, a predicted model, not a curated record
CUCUCACCGGUUGAAUGACUUGUUGGGGGUUUGGUCCAAUCAAGGUGGCGAAGUGACAUAUUGAAUCAAGAGCAGGCCAUUGAAGCGUGGGAGAAUGGAGUGAUAAAUAGUUCGCUCACUUGGAAGCUGCUUGCGGCGUCGACCUUAUACAGAGCUCUAAAUCUGCGUUUCCAAGACAUCCAGCCCCCUCCAUACUGCAUAACUUCAAUUAGCCAGCCCAACAACAACAAUGAGCGACAAGCCCAGUGUCUUAUUUGUCUGCGUUCACAACGCUGGCCGCUCCCAAAUGGCUGUAGGCUAUCUCACUCAUCUCGCGGGCGACACAAUCGAGGUCCGUUCAGCCGGUUCCGCUCCGGCCAGCUCUAUCAACCCCAAAGUCGUGGAAGCAAUGCUUGAAGAAGGCAUCAACCUUGCCGACCAGAUACCGAAAGUCCUCACCACCGACGCCGUCCAACGCAGUGAUGUUGUUAUCACCAUGGGCUGCGGUGACGCUUGUCCCUUUUACCCGGGCAAGCGGUAUCUUGAUUGGAAGCUGGACGAUCCCGCCGGCCAAGGGCUCGAUGCUGUACGACCUGUUAGGAAUGAAGUGCGUCGUCUCGUGGAGGAACUUAUCAAGGAACUUCGUCCCUCUCUGCAAGAAUAG